AUUUCGUGGUGGUUAUAAAUUUAAGAAAUCAGAUAUCAUCACUCUUAAACCAGAACCUUCUAAUAUACAUAACAUAAAUGCAAUAAAAGUUAUUGUAGAUGGUAUUCAUAAAGCCUAUGUGGCAAAGAAUGAAAAUGAAAGCAUUGGAGAUUUAAUGAAACAAUAUCCAACUUAUCAGAUAAAUGCUCAUAGAAAGAAAAACUAUAAUCAAUCAGCAUCUUUAAAUUUCGAAUAUCUUUGGAUAGUUUGUAGGAGAUGUCAUGAUAUGCUUCAGGUGUCGAGAAAUUAUAGAGAUGAUUAUUAA
This is a messenger RNA of Racocetra persica, 304 nucleotides long. Lineage: Eukaryota; Fungi; Glomeromycota; Glomeromycetes; Diversisporales; Gigasporaceae. The record is from the annotation of a GenBank genome assembly.